AAUCUGGAGCCAUUCCCGUCUCUUCCUCUGAUCACUGUUUUCAUAAAAAGUAAAUAAAACUGCAAAACGUGAGAGUUGUUUGUUUACUUCGGAUUAAUUUUGGGAAUUCUGUUGUAGUCAUUAAAUAAUAUUACAAUGUCCGACAUAAAGAGAGAGCAUGAAGAAGACACUCAUGAAAUAAAGAGAUAUAGAAGAGAAGAAAUGGAAAGAAAAGAACAAAAUGAAAGUGAUGACAGUGAUUAUCAACCAUACAUUCCUUUGAAAGAGAGAAGAAAAGAAAAACUUCAAAGAUUGGGGCGUUUGGCUGUACUACAAGAGAAAGAGAAAAAAGAGAAGUACAAAUCUAGUACAGAUGUCGAAACAGAUGAGUUUGAAGAUGAAUUUGGGCGAAAAAAUAAUGUUAGCCUUUUAGAUCAACAUAAUGAAUUAAAAAAGAAAGCAGAAGCCCGUAAGGAAAGUGCUCUUGAAAAACAGCUGAAAGAAGAAGAAAAAAUUUUGGAAAGUGUUGCUGAAAAACGAGCUUUGAUGGGUGUCGCAGAGUUGGCAAAGGGUAUACAGUAUCAAGAACCUAUCAAAACAGGAUGGAGGCCACCUCGUUACAUUUUAGAAAUGUCUGAAAAACGGCAUGAAAGAGUAAGAAGAAAAUAUCGUAUUUUAGUUGAAGGUGAGGAUGUGGCUCCCCCAAUUAAAAGUUUCAAGGAAAUGAAAUUUCCCAAAGGAAUAAUUCAAGGCUUGAAGAAGAAAGGUAUCUCUAAACCCACCCCUAUUCAAAUGCAAGGUUUGCCCACAGUUCUUUCAGGUCGAGACAUGAUUGGAAUUGCAUUUACAGGAUCUGGUAAAACUCUAGUUUUUGUUCUUCCUAUUAUUAUGUUUGCUAUGGAGCAAGAAAAGCAUUUACCUUUCCUCCAAGAAGAAGGGCCAUAUGGGCUUAUAAUAUGCCCAUCACGAGAACUUGCAAAACAAACUUAUGAAAUUCUCUCAUACUAUGGCCAGUGCUUGUCAAAUGAAGGAUUACCCGAUUUGCGAUGCUGUUUAUGUAUUGGAGGUACAUCUGUACAAGACCAGCUCAAAGUUAUAAAGAAAGGUGUGCAUAUUAUGGUAGCUACUCCUGGUAGAUUGAUGGACAUGUUAGACAAGAAGAUGGUCAAUUUGAAAAUAUGUCGAUAUCUAUGCUUAGAUGAAGCUGAUAGAAUGAUUGACAUGGGUUUUGAAGAAGAUGUGAGGACAAUAUUUUCAUAUUUUAAGGGUCAAAGGCAAACACUCCUUUUUUCAGCCACCAUGCCAAAGAAAAUACAAAAUUUUGCCAGAAGUGCAUUGGUAAAGCCUGUCACUGUUAAUGUUGGGAGAGCUGGUGCUGCUAGUGCAGAUGUCAUACAAGAAGUAGAAUAUGUAAAGCAAGAAGCAAAAAUUGUGCAUCUGUUGGACACAUUGAGUAAAACAGCUCCACCAGUUCUUAUUUUUGCUGAAAAGAAGCAAGAUGUUGAUGCCAUUCAUGAAUAUUUGUUACUUAAAAAUGUAGAAGCAGUAGCCAUUCAUGGUGGAAAAGAUCAGGAAGAACGUUCACGUGCUGUUGAAGCUUUCCGAAAAGGGGAGAAAGAUGUCCUUGUGGCUACAGAUGUUGCAUCUAAAGGUUUAGAUUUUGAAAAUAUACAACAUGUCAUCAAUUAUGAUAUGCCUGAAGAUAUAGAAAAUUAUGUUCACCGUAUUGGAAGAACGGGUCGAUCAGGCAAAAAAGGAAUAGCUACUACAUUCAUUAACAAAGCUUGUGAUGAGUCUGUAUUAUUGGAUUUGAAACAUCUUUUAAUGGAAGCCAAGCAGAAAGUUCCACCAUUCUUGGCAGCAUUACAAUCUGAAAAUGAGAAAUAUCUUGAUCUUGGUGAUGAAAGAGGUUGCUCUUACUGUGGUGGUCUUGGUCAUAGAAUUACUGAUUGUCCUAAACUUGAAGCAAUGCAGAACAAACAAGCUUCAAAUAUUGGCCGGAGAGAUUAUUUGGCAAAUAAUAGUGCUGACUGGUGAAUUAUAUCUCCUUGUAUAGCUGGUUAACAGACAUUGUAUCAUACUGUAUAUAAAUAUGUAUUUUUAAA
Molecule: messenger RNA, 2084 nt
Organism: Argiope bruennichi
Lineage: Eukaryota; Metazoa; Arthropoda; Arachnida; Araneae; Araneidae
Gene: abs
Product: probable ATP-dependent RNA helicase DDX41
Exons: 15
Coding region: 136-2016 (626 amino acids)
Biological process (GO): mRNA splicing, via spliceosome
Cellular component (GO): spliceosomal complex
Molecular function (GO): RNA helicase activity; RNA binding; zinc ion binding
Source: RefSeq, a predicted model, not a curated record